UUGCAUGCUGGGAAAGGAAUAGUUGAGAGAGGUUGAGGUUGGAAAGGAUCGUUGGAAGCGUCAGCUGGGCUAUUUUAGCCUUCUUUGCAAAGGACAGUUGCCGAGGAUUAGCGGAAUUGCACUUGCCUGAUUUUCUGCCAUCGGUAAGAGGGAUGCCGCUGGCUUUUGGGCCAUGGACCACAUCACUGGGUUAAUAACGUUACAGGUGUCUGUGCAUGAGGCCCCCAGGUGUGGCUAGGGGACCAUGGAGCCCGACGUCAUGCGCCUCUACUCCUCCUCCCCCCCUCCAAUGGACGAGGGGAUGGAGGAAGAGGAUGAUGAGUUCGGGGACUUUGGGGGCUUCGGCGGCGCCCUGGCCUCCAGCUUCAGCCUCUCAGAGCUGGACACGCCCCUCACGGUCUUCAACCAAACGCAAGCCUCCGACACGCCACCCCCUGAAUUCCCCAUUGGCUCGACGGCUCCUGGUCCCUGUAAGGUCCCUCUGGUGGGCUCCAAUCCCCUCAAGCAGCCAGCAGACACGGCCCAGGAUGAGCCGGACCGGGACUCCACAAGAUUCGAGGCGAGUGGGCCAAGGACCGAGACUGGCAGUCUCUACGUGAAUGGAAAUGUGGCUGUCACGGAGCUUUUAGCAAACGGUUUCCCAGAGACAGAUGCACAGGACCCCUCAGAAGACACCACCGCCUCUGCCUUGAGCUCCAGCUCUCCUUGUGUGCACCGUGGGUCAGAGGACAUUGACCACAGAGACACUAGUCAGCACAAAGCAUCCUCAGGAGAAGGGACCAGCUUACCCAAUGGCUUCACCAAACUCCAUACUCACACAAAGCAGGAACAAAGUAGUGAUGCCCCAGCUACGGUGGCCCCAGAGGAACAAGAGACAAUUUCCAUGGAGGAAGACUCAAAACCCAGAGACCAGGGGACAUCAGUAGAACCACAAGGCCCACCGGGCUCAGGACUUCACACACAGGCCCAGUCAGGGGCUACUGAAAUGCCGCCCAGCCCCAGUUGCAUUAGUCAGGAUGGAGAGGUUCUACCAGAGGGACAGGACUCAGAGAGCAAUGUCCAUCCAGCAGACGAGGAACUCCUGACACCCUCGGGUCCAACGCGGACUUCAGUGAGCGACGACUUUGCCUCCUUCUGCGAGGUCGUGUCCCCUAGCGACCUGGAGGAGUUCGGGGACUUUGGCGACUUCAAUAGCACGGCUCCAGCUUCCACCACCGAGGGGCCACCUCCGGCAAGCGUCCCCGAAGACGACGACUUUGCCGGCUUCGGGGAGGCAGGGGCGCACUCCACUCAGGGCUUCACCGACUUCAGUCAGACUGAGUCCGGCGCACAGGACGGAGGCUUCGCCAGAUUUCCCGCCCAUUUCCCUGCUCCCUCUGAUGCUCCGCCAGAGGCCGGCGCAGGGCAGACACACCCCCAGGAAGCCCCAGAGGAGGACGCUGGGUCCGAGGAGGACGCGGCGGAAGGCCCUGCCCAGGGGGGACAGUUCGGGGACCUCCCUGUCAGUGACAGCUUUGCAGAUUUCCAAUCUGUGCCUGUGGGCGGUGGUGGUGGUGGUGGUGGUGGUGGGAUGGAUGCCGGGGAGGAGUGGGCUGCCUUCGGGGAGCCUCCGGUGGAUGACCAGGCAGGUGCAGCUGGAGAUGGGGAUGGCUGGGCGGCGUUCGGGGAGGCCCAGACCGAGACCACCGACCCGUCUGAGAUGGAGGAACCCCAGUGGCAGGACGGGGCAGCAGUCACAGUCCCCACCUUUGGCAGUCCACACACCAGCAGGAGGGAGAGUCUGACGGCAUCUCUGAGCUCCAGAGUCCAGAGGCUGUUCCAGGCCAGUUUCCCCCACGUGGAGGCUCCUCAGGUCGGGGAGGAGAUCCCAUCACUCAAGGUCUUGCUGGUACCCCAGGAGCCUGAGCCCAGGCAGGAGCAGAAAAACCAGACCCCUUCCUUUUCUCAUCGGGAACCACAGGACAUGUGGUGGCACCUGCAGGAGAUCCACAGCGCCUUCAGCCUCAAGUUCUUAUGGGGAGGUUCCCAUAGCAACAAGCAGCUGCUCCGCUCCCUGGCCAUGGACACCAGAAACAUUGUGUUUGCUGGCCAGAAGAAACAGCCAGUACUAGUGCCCACAUAUGCUGCCAGCUUGGGAAUGCUAGAGCCCACCAAAGAUCCAGUGAACACCUCCUCAGCUGCUGGGCCAGUGGCUGCCUCAGCACAAGCACCUCCUGGAGCUCCAGACAGAGACGCCCCGUCCAAACCCACGCAGGAGGCGCUGGCGAGCGUGCAGCCUGACUGGAGCAGCAGUGGCCUUAAACCCCCUGUGGAUGGUGUGGAUCCAGAGUUGUAUGAACUGACCACAGCCACACUGGAGUCCAGCAACACCGGAAAAAAUGUUGCUGACGCCUUCACACGCCUGAUGUCAACUAUAGAUCAAAACAGCACAUCCACCAGGAGGCCCGUGAGGGAUGAGAACCUGAGCGAGGAGGCGGCGCGUGUUCUCAGCGGCCUCCCCAACCUGUCCUUCAUGCGGGCCAAAGUGCUCAUGUUCCCCAGCAUCCUGGCUCCACAGCCUCCGGACUCGCCCUCAUGACCGCCCAGUCUGCCUCACACACAGUGACCUUUUUAGGUCACAUGCUGGUUAUGUCACUCUGUCUAUGUCUGUCUUCUUCUUCUUCUUCUUGUUUGUCUCCUUUCUCCUCUCUUUGUUUUGAUUUUAGUAUUGUAUAAUUGUUUCCCUUCUGUUCUUUUGACUUUGUCAUUAUAAAAGGUGUAUUUAUUAUUAAUAUGUGCAUUGGUUUCUCAACAGACAUUAAUGUAACAGAUAUCUAGUAUAAAGCAAUAUCAUAGCCAGUUUAGAAGGCCUUUUAAGCUGUCAUUUAUGUAACAUGCACAAACAUUCAUUUACAUAACUGACUGUACACAAUGAAUCCAUAACUUUGUGUAAUAAGGUUCACAUGCCCCAGAGAGGUAUCGGAUAUAAUAUAAGUAUUUCAGGCAAUGUUGUUGUUUUCAUCCUCUCAGAGUUUCUAUUUGUAGAAAGGCCAUCAUCUUUCCAAAUCUGUUGCUUGGGGGAAAACAUCAGAACUUAAUCCAAAGCUUUUAUUCAUGUCAUCAAAACAAUUAAAUAUCAGCACGGAACAUUUCCCAUUAUUUUUCACUGUUUUUCCUGUUGCAUUCUCAUUGAUCUUUAUUUUGGCAUGCCUCUGGUUCUUCCUUUCGAUAGAGCUACAUGAAUCCAUCCAUAUAUGUAACAAAAGGGAAAACAGACCAAUAUUCUCCUCUGGAUUCUUUUUUGUACUUGUUUGUGAUUUUUUUUUUUUUCCAAUCUUUGUUUCCGAUAUUCUGUACGUUUGUUUCUCCCUAGUCGUAUCACUGGAUGUUUUAAGAGGGACUUAUUGCACAAUAAUAUAAUGGAUAAAAUGGAUGUAAUCAGAGUUCAUUGGUGCUUUAGAACCAUGUGUUGUGAAUUCAACUCCUUAGAAAAAAAAAAACAUAAGAAAGAAAGGGGAGAGAGAAAAUCUUGCUUCGAGGGUCCAAUGGAAAAUGGUCCUAUACUUGAAGAACCUAUGAGAGGGUUUCACAACCUGUCUGUGAUCUUUUUCCAGACCCAGUGUGUGAGAUUUUAUUUUUAGUAUUUAACACAUUAAACAGAAGCCUUAAAUGA
This is a messenger RNA of Alosa sapidissima (American shad), 3652 nucleotides long. RefSeq names its product aftiphilin b (gene aftphb). Gene Ontology annotation, biological process: intracellular transport. The transcript is spliced from 9 exons. The record is from RefSeq and is a predicted model, not a curated record. Gene Ontology annotation, cellular component: trans-Golgi network membrane; AP-1 adaptor complex. Lineage: Eukaryota; Metazoa; Chordata; Actinopteri; Clupeiformes; Clupeidae. Bases 245 to 2578 code for a protein of 777 amino acids. Gene Ontology annotation, molecular function: clathrin binding.